Helicoverpa zea (corn earworm) is the source of this 5223-nucleotide messenger RNA. RefSeq names its product F-actin-uncapping protein LRRC16A-like (gene LRR). Gene Ontology annotation, biological process: regulation of Arp2/3 complex-mediated actin nucleation; cell migration. Gene Ontology annotation, cellular component: lamellipodium; plasma membrane. Gene Ontology annotation, molecular function: protein binding. NCBI's taxonomy places the organism in Eukaryota, Metazoa, Arthropoda, Insecta, Lepidoptera, Noctuidae. The transcript is spliced from 28 exons. The record is from RefSeq and is a predicted model, not a curated record. Bases 214 to 3390 code for a protein of 1058 amino acids.
AUGUGUCUGUGGUUCUUUACCCUACCUUCCCAUUGAAAUGGUGUGUUGUGGUGGUUUUUAGGUCAAUAAUCCUGAUAACUAUUUAUUAUUUUAUUGAAAUGCACUGUUCAAAUGUCUUAAUGCUGUAUUAAUUAUAUUUUGUUUCUUUUUGUGAUGUGUUGUGCCUAUUAUGGAUGUAUUGUGCGUUGAAAAUAUUUACAUUUUGUGGGAGUAAUGACACUGAAGAAAAUCGCGAAAAUGUCAACAAAAUCUCAUAUUUCUACGGAAUUGAGUGACAGUAUAAGCAAUGUACUGGGGAAAAAUGUUAAAAUUCUUUACAAGUCCCUCAUACGCAUGGAAUCAAGAGGUGAUAAAGUGGACAACAAGGUCUUGGUGGUAACAGCAUACAGAAUAUUUAUAACUACAGCUAAAGUUCCAACCAGGGUGGACAAUGGAUUUCACUUGAUGGAAAUAGAAGCCCUUGAGAGUAAAAAGGCAAAUCACCUGUCAAUAACACUCAUCCAUGAACACAAGCCAGUAUCCAUACUCAUAGGUGAGGAAGGGACCGCCGAAGGAGUUAUAAACGUACUACAUGCAUUAGUCGCAGCCUUUGACGAUUUAUUCCCAAAUGUAGCCGUCAUUGACAUUAUAUCCAAGGUAAAUCUACCGUAUCCAAUGCCUCAAGUGAGCGGCACUCGGAAGCACUCGACAUGCGGUGAUUUCUCCAAUCAAUACGCAGCUAUGUGUGAUCUCUGCCAAACGCCCUUCAGAGCUGAAGUGGCGUGGGAUAUUGAUACGAUAUAUCUGGCACACGAUAUUCGAAUGUUACAUCUAAAGGAUUUUGAUCAUUUAGAUCAAAGGGACCUAAUCCCUCUAGUAAUGGCGCUACAACACAACACGUGGUUCAACGGCGUUUGCGGCGACGGCGUACGUGCAAGCGGCGAGGCGUGGGAGAGCGUGUGUCGCGUCGUGCGCUCCGCGUCCCCUGCCCCAGCGCGCCUGUCGUGGCGGGCCGCGGCGUUACGCCACGACCACGCAGCGCGUCUGGGACAUGCCUUAGCGAGAGCCCGCCACUCGCCUGCAAUGCAUACCAUCGACUUCUCGCAGAACCAUAUUGAGGACAAAGGUGCUAUUAGUAUACUGAGCGGUCUCGCGAACAAUAUGGACGGGAUGAGACAUAUUGCGUUGUCGCAAUGUGGCCUUACCGGCAAGACUGUCAUGCAUCUUGCGACCAUGCUCAAUGACAACCCCAGCCAUCUGUCUACCCUCUCGCAUCUUGACCUAUCCUAUAAUAACUUGAAGGAUGAUGUACACAAUCUAUACAACUUCCUAGCACAACCGAAUGUGUUAACGCAUUUAAACUUGACAAACACCGAAACUACGUUAGAAAACAUGUGGGGGGCCCUACUCCGUGGUUGCGCCGCCCGGCUGGCCACUCUGUCAGUGGCGCGCAACCCGUGGUCGGCGGCCCGACGCGCGAGGGACCCGCCGCCUUCAUUCCGACAGUUCUUCACCGCUUGCCUAGCAUUGACUGAGCUGGAUUUCUCCUACUGCAAGAUGCCACCAGAUGCGCUCAAGAGCUUACUGCUCGGUUUGGCGUGCAACGAGAGUGCGACGGGCGUGCGGUUGAAUCUGUCGGGAGUGCUGUCAUCGUCGCAGGCGGCACAUGUGCUCGAGUCCUGUAUACACGGCGUUAGAUGCUUGCAGUCGCUCGAUUUGUCUGAUAACAGCAUGGAGUUCGAGUUAUCCGGUAUAGUGAGAGCGAUUGGCAAAAAUCACUCCAUAACACAUUUAUCUCUAAGUAAGCUCACGGGAAAGAGGUCGUAUGCACCGCCUUUAAUACAGGCUCUAGUCCACGUCCUCCAAGAACCCGACACAGCAUUGACCUCUUUAGAUCUCAGUGAUUGUAAGCUAAAGGGUGAUCUAUACGGCCUACUGAACGCGUUAGGCGGUGCCAGACGCCUUCGUUCUCUAGAUGUAGGCGGCAACCUCGCAGGCGACGCGGGCGCACGGCUGCUAGCGAAGGCGUUACAGUGCAACUGUACGCUACAGACAUUGUAUAUAGACAGGAAUGCUUUCAGUUUGCAAGGAUUGACGGACAUAGCGACGGCACUCCGUCGUUCGGUCAGUGUUCGACGCGUGGAGUUCCCGGGUUGCGAUGCGGCGGCCGGAGGCAGAGGCGCGAGCGAGCGAGUCGCUACUCUAUGGAGAGAUUUGCAUGAACGGCUGGCCAGCAACUGCAGCCCGGCUCAGACACAUACGCUGCGGGCGAUGGCGCUGGAGCGAGCGUGGGCGGGAGGCGAGGCGGCCGCCGCGCUCGCCGCACACGCCGCCGCCGCGCUGCCGCCGCCGCCGCUGCCCGCCGCGCUCGAGCGAGCCGCCGCCGCCGCGCAUCAUCUGUUGCACCAGUACCUGCAGCGAUGCGGGGAGGUGUUCGCGGCGAUGGGCGGCAGUGGGCCUAGCGGGGAGCUGGUCACGUUGCAAGCCGUGCGAGAUGCCAUGGCACCGUGCACCACCACCCUGCAGGACUUGCUCAAUCAAGCAGUGGAGAGUUUAGCCUUGCUGGCGUGCGAGAACGUCGAUCAUAUAGACAGCGAGCCGAUGCCUAGCGCCGACGGAGACAUACCCGAUCUGCUCACUCCUAUAUCACAUUCUGGGGCGACACCGCUGGGAUGUCGUCGUCGCGAGCGCGGGUGCCGGCGCGUGCGUCCCAAGUCAGUGGCGGAGCAACAAUGCAGCAGCAACGAGAUGCUCUCCCUGCCGCCCUUGCACGCCGAGGCGGCCGACGCACUGGCCGAAUUGCCCGCACACACUCUGCGACACCUCGUCAAAGGUCGACCUAGACGAGCUAAGACAAGGGCGCCGACGCGACCUAUUACAGACCAGUCGCAGGAUAUCGAUGAAGGUCUGGAGGAGUUCUGGCGUACGUGCCGCACUCCACCGGGCAGCGAGGAGGCGUCGCUGUCCGCGCGCACGCCGCUCACGUCGCGCUCGCUGCACUCGCUCUCCUCGCUCGCCUCGCCCUCGCCGCUGCGCCACUCGCCCACGCUGCAGCGCGACGACACCAUGUACAGUGUGACUUCCGGGGAAAGCACGCCAGUGUUAUUAGAAUGCGAAGUAUCCCGCUGCAAAUCUUCAGACAAUGUAGGCAUCAAAACUUCAGCGUCUACACCGCCGCCAUCGCGAUCUUCAGAUAAUGUCAACACUAUGGGCAAUGGGUGCGCGCGCACGCCCGGCAAGGCCCGCCCCUGGUCCGUGGCCGGCGUCAACCCCGACAAUAACGCCGCUUGUACCACCGAAGGCGUGGAGGCGUGCGUGGGAGGCAGCAUCGUGGGGAUCACGCCGGGCGCCGCAUUAACCAGUUCAAUGUUACGAGAUCAUCCUUUAACUCCAGAGGGCACUGAAACCUAAGCCAAGCUCGGGUGCAGUCAGCGUGACGGAGACAGUUCGUGAUAAGUUGAGCAGGGUUCAAUGUCCAGAUGUUACACAAAAACGGAUUUUAUUCUCGGAUGCUCACAAUUGUGCCAGUUAGAAUGUUAACGUUUUAGACAGUAAAAUAGUUACUGAUUAGGAUUCUAAUAUUGUAUUUGAAUAAAACUGAUCGCCAUUUUAAUUGCUGUAUGGAACGAUUACUUUUAAAACUUUUAACAUUAAGGACAUAUGAAGAUGAUGGUCAUAAUAAUUCCAAGUAACUUAUGCUAGAAUUAAAAUUAAAAUAUUAUAAUCAUUUUCUAUUUACUGUGAUUCAGUUAGUAUUAUGUUACUGAUUCGUGUAGUCAUUAAUAUAUUUUAAUCGCUUAUAAUUUAUAGAUAUUCGUAACCUAUCCCACCAACGGAUAUAUUAUUUUGAGUGGGAUAUAUAUUAUUUGAUGUAAUGAAUUAUUAUUUCUUUAUACAAAAGUAUUUGUAAUAUUUCAUGAGAUUCAUAUUUAUUUAGUUUGAAACAGGUUUUUGCUUUGCCAAAGCUUGCCGCAGUUUCUUGACAGUCAAUAUUUCUUACAUAUUUAUGUUCAAAUUUAAAGUGCUACAGUGAUAGUAUUGGACUAUAUUUCAUAGCUUUCGGCAUUGCCGAAUCGAUAACGUAGUUUAAAAAGUAUUUGGCGUUCUCUUCAGCUACGUAAAGCUUUUCAUCACAGGUUCGUGGUUACCUACUUACGCACAAAUGUUCAGAUUUUGGUAGAUACGCGUUUAGCGUCUAGAGUAAAAUCACAUUUUACUGUAAAGUAUUAUUAUAUUCUAUGAUAAUACAACGAGAAAAAAUGAUGUCAUUCUCGAUUGACAUAAUGCUUCAAUGACUAAAAUGAGACACCCGAGGAAUCAUUCGACAGUUACCCUUUGAUGACAUCUUUAUCUUUUUACAUGCCAUAAUGAUUCUAGUAUUACUGUGGGAUUGCUAGAAAAGAAUAAAGUAUUACAACGGUUACUGGUUCCGUUAUGGUGGCCCCGUUUUAGUUAUUACUUACUUGACACGUACUGGGUAUUUCCACCCAUUUAUAUUAAAAGCUCCAGCCUUAAAUUCGGCAGGUCAAACUACCUACUUGACAAGAAUGCAGUAACGACAUAGGUCACCUUUUACAUAAUGUUAGAUUCAAACCACUAUGUAUUACAAUAUGGGUUUCAAUUUGUUCAGGAUUGGUAAGGCGUUCGGAUCGGAAAGUUAUUGGUCUUAACUAGUCAUAUUUUAAAAGGCCUACAUAAUUAAUUACGCACAAUUGUUUUACGUCCGAAUUUAUUAUGAAUUCUGAGAAUACGUUUGUAAUAUAAUUUACCAUGACAGAUAUCUUCCAGUUUAUACAUUCCUUUGUAAAUUUUAAAGUAGACAUGUAUUUUGAAAUAUUUAACAAGUGUGAUUUUAAAAUGAAGUUCAAACGUGAAGUGAGUUUUUAGAUUAGUGCACUUGCAGAGAUGUAUGUAAGGUUCAAUUUUGCGAUAAUUUGAUGAAAGUAGAUGACUCGCCCCAUACAGUUAAGUGUUCAUUAGAGUAAAUAUUUGUAAAACUAUUACAUUCAUUUAUCUCUUGAAUUCAUAAAGGCUGUCUCGUACUGGAGUUUCCUGUAUGUAAAAUUACUGAUUGAGGUAGAUGUAUAUUGCUAAAUUAUUUCAUAGUAUUUUUAUAUUCAUUCCAAUUUAGUUGGUUUUAUCUAGCUCUUUGGUACCAGACUGAUUUUAAGGUACUUUUAUUUUAUGGUGCAAUUUAUGUCUAGAGCGUUGUGAUAAUCGUUUAAAAUUACAUACAUUAUACAA